Molecule: messenger RNA, 3193 nt
Organism: Oncorhynchus mykiss (rainbow trout)
Lineage: Eukaryota; Metazoa; Chordata; Actinopteri; Salmoniformes; Salmonidae
Source: RefSeq, a predicted model, not a curated record
CACAGGAAUUACAGUUAGAUCUCUUUAUGUACAGUACCGGUCAAUUAUGUUGAUUUAUGACUACAUGCACAUUUGCUGUACAACUACACAAAAUGACACUAUUACUGAUUUUGAAUAAGUUACAAAUUAUAGUAAUACUUCAGAAUUUAUCUGAAUAUAUAAGCUACGGGAUUGUAGUGUUGGUUGAUCGGUAUGGAUUGAUGGGUUGGUUGAUGGGCUUGGGUUGAUUAUGGUCUAUAUACAGUCCAGUAUGGCUGGGCGGUGUGCUGUACAGAGGGACUUCCUGGAUGCAGCAUCAGGUUAGAGGGAGGAGUAACAGACUGGGGACAUGAAGUGACAGUUCACACUCAUCAGAGACUCACACAUGGCUCACAGUCAACAAGAAGAGAGAGCACACAGAGAGAGAUUGUCUCGGAAGAUGCUACGUGGCACCAGUGGAAGAUCAGACCGCACCACCAUUUGACUGAUGUUGGGGGCCCCUCUGAAGACUACCCGCGGAGGUUCUUUAACCUUUUUUCCAGUUGUGGAUCAGUGCUUAAGAUGUGCCAGGGCUUUUUAAUGAUGUGGUCAAACUGUUUACCAAGUGGGGAGUAUUGAAGGAAGCAUUUAACACGUUGGUCAGGAGGGCGGGGAGGUUUUGGCAUGAGGCUGUCAUCCUUGGUCAUAUUUUUAUAACGUUCCCCUGCAUCAUGCAGCCAUUCCUCUGGGUAACCUCGCUGUCUGAAACGCUCAUCCAGACAGUCGGCUUGCUUGUCAUAGUCACUCUGUGUACUACAAAUCCUGCGUAUGCGACUGUAUUGGCUGAUGGGGAGGCUCUUUUUUAGGGGUCUAAGGUUGGAAGCUGUCUCCGGGUAACAAGGAAUUCCUGUCCGUCGGCUUCCUGUUUAGACCUGUGGACACAGACAAGGGGACCAGAGAAAGAGGUGAAAGAGGACAGAGGACAGAGUGUUGUGGUUGAUUCAUUGAGGCAGUGGAGACAGGAUGUGGGUCCUCAUUUUGGCAGCUCUACUCUUCUCUCUGGCAGAGAGAGCAACAUGUCGAAAACUGGCAGCACCACCAGCAGCAUCACCCUGGACCAUCACCUUCAGUCCAGCAGAAAUAACAGCAGAGAAGGGACUAUGUGCUGUUAUUUCAUGUACUUUCUCUCACCCUGAUAACAUCAAACCUACCACUGCAAUAUGGUUCAAGUGCCCUACAAAGGACAAAUGUGAUAAGGAUAAAAUCAUAAUUUUCCACUCUAAAAAACCCUCUCAAGCUCAGGAGGGUUAUAAACAGAGAGUGUCUCUACUGGAGACUGAUCUGACAAAGAAGAACUGUAGUGUGAUCAUCAACGACAUCAGAGAGAAUGAUGCUGGAGAGUAUCAAUUCAGACUUCCAAGUUCAUAUACAUACACGAAGAAAGUGAACAUCACAGUGAGCGCUCUGACCCAGAAGCCCUCAGUAUUGACUCCUGCUCUGACAGAGGGAGAACCAGCUACUCUGACCUGCACCGCCCCGGGGAUGUGCUCUGGAACUCCUCCUAACAUCACAUGGACAUGGAGAGGAACAGGAGACAACAUCACUGAGCUCAGAGACAACAUCACCAUACAGGAGAGAGAGAACCUGACCACUGUGACGACAACCCACUUCUCAACGUUGACCUUCACCCCCUCAGCUAAGCAUCACGGCACCAACGUCACAUGUCUGGUGACAUUCAAUGGCCGCAUCACCACUAAGAAGACACUGACAAUGAAUGUGGCACAUGUGAAGGAACCCAAGAUCUCUGGUUGUAACACAGUGAGAGAGGGUGAUACCCUGAAUCUGACCUGCAGUGAUGACAGAUACCCACCAUCAUCAUCUAACAUCACCUGGAGUAAGAAGGGGACAACAGCUUUGGAACAGAAUAACUCUGGACGGGCCACUCUCAUCAUCUCUAACAUGACAAGAGAACAUGCUGGGGAGUAUGUGUGUACAGCUCAACACCACAGUAGAUCUCUGACGGCUUCCACUGUUGUCACUGUGAUGUUGAUCAGCACCAUCAGCCUGCCUGUCAGAAACCACACCAAUACCACUAUGGAGUGUGUCAGCAGAAAUGAAGCGGGCAGAGUGAGAGAGGUGCAAGUCACCCAAAUAGAAAAACAAGAAGAGGAUGUGUCUAAAGACAUCAUGGCUUUGCUGUCGGACCUACAACUGAUUACUGCAUUUGUGGUUGGUGCAUCCCUCUCAGCCACCAUCUUUUGUAUCUUCCUGUGUUUGAAAGGGAAACGUAAAAGACAAAAAGAGAGGAUCCCAAAGGACUCAGACUCCAAAAGCCCGUUCAUGAACCUGGAGAUGGUGACAUGUGAAGACCAACAGAUGGAUGCAGGACAGGCUGUGGGAGGCAAACAGACCCCUCUGCAGGUGGAGCUGAGGGAGGGAGAAGAAAACGGAGGGCCCCAGACCAGUGGAGCCGUAGGGAAAUCUACCACAGGGGGAGAACCAAAUGAAGUGGACUACGCCAGUAUCAACUACUCCCUGCUGAAGAAGAAGACUCCUGAGGAGGCAGAGAAGAAGACCACCACCACAGAGACAGACUACGCCGAAAUCAAACGACAGAAGAAGAAUGAGGAGGAAGAAGAUGGUGGAGAGGGGAGUGGUGUGAUGGAAGAGGUGGAAUGGGAGGAAGGGGAGGAGACGGUAGGGAAGGAAGAGGAGAAAGAGAACAGUAAGCCAUUACGAGAGACAGAUGAGGAUACAGCCCUUUACUCCAACGUCAAGGCUAUUAUGGGUGGAGAGUGACACAGCAAUGUGGGAAAUAGCGCACAGUACUAUGGCUUCUAAUAUACAGCACUGCAGUGUUUUCUCAGAUUGAAUGUUUUAUGAUGAUAGAGACUUUGUUUAACUGAAACUACUGCAGGAAAUAGUUUUGGUAAUUCUUUAUUUUUCAGCCUUGUAUAAUGUAAUGUUAGUUUUGUAAUGAUUCUGUUUUUGUGUCACCAUGGAAGGACAUGGUGUCUCCUCUGAUCCUUCAUGUUUUUGUAUUUUGAUUUAACCCUAACCCUAUAUAUUGAGGCACUACCUUACUUUUGAUGUUUGUGUGUGUUUUAGUUGUUUGCUAUCUGCUAAGAAUUUCUAAAUGAUGUUUUAACUGUCUUGUAGCAUGAUGUACUACAGUACCCAUAAUGCUCUGUAUCAAUAUACGGUUUCAUCUUGGUAAAGACGUUCCUAAAGCUAA